Molecule: messenger RNA, 2745 nt
Organism: Linum tenue
Lineage: Eukaryota; Viridiplantae; Streptophyta; Magnoliopsida; Malpighiales; Linaceae
Source: the annotation of a GenBank genome assembly
AUGCCAAAAUGCUCUCGCCGCACCACCGUCACCGUCGCCAAUUUACUCCUCAGUCGGUCGAGCUCUGCAUUCCAUCAAUUGCUUUCCUGUAAGUCCCCUUCCCUUGCUUUGCAGCUGCACUUCUCAGUCGCCACUCUCCAAUCAAAUUCCCACAAGGACGACGGACGCCACAACGACUGCAAUGGUAAACGUCAAGAUGGAAACGAAACCGAACUUCCGAUUCAUCACAAGAUAUUCAAGUCCCCUGCCAAGAUGGGUUCCUACCAGUCGGGCGACUCCUCUUUCUAUUCGCUCAUCGAGACCUACGCCAAUAAUUGCGAUUUCGAGUCGCUGGAGAAGGUUCUGGGUCGAAUGAAGAGGGAAAACAGGGUGUUUCUGGAAAAAAGCUUCAUUCUUGUGUUCAGGGCUUAUGGGAAAGCUGGCUUCCCUGGGAAAGCCCUGGAGUUAUUUGAUAGAAUGGCGGACGAAUUUCAGUGUAAGCGUACUGUGAAGUCGUUUAACUCUGUUCUGAACGUUGUUAUACAUGCGGGUCUUUUCCGCCAGGCUCUGGAGUUUUAUGAUCAUGUUGUUAGUUCAAAACAUGUCAACAUCUCGCCUAAUGUGUUGUCUUUCAAUUUGAUCAUCAAGGCUUUGUGUAAGCUUGGACUGGUCGAUAAGGCGAUCCAAGUGUUUAGGGAUAUGCCGGUUAGGCAAUGUGACCCAGAUGUGUACACUUAUUGCACACUGAUGGAUGGGCUUUGCAAGGAGGAUAGAAUUGAUGAAGCGGUUUCACUAUUAGAUGAGAUGCAAGUUGAGGGCUGUUUUCCUAAUCCUCCCACUUUCAAUGUGUUGAUUAAUGGGUUAUGCAAGAAGGGAGAUUUGGCACGGGCGGGAAAGCUAGUUGACAACAUGUUUUUUAAAGGGUGUGUUCCUAGCGAGGUGACUUAUAACACACUUAUUCAUGGGUUGUGUCUUAAAGGGAAGUUGGAUAAGGCAGUAAGUCUUUUGGAUCGAAUGGUCUCUAGUAAAUGUGUCCCCAAUGAGGUCACUUAUGGUACAGUAAUUAAUGGACUGGUUAAGCAAGGAAAGGCACUUGAAGGGGUUCAAGUGUUAGUUUCAUUGGAACACAGAGGGCAUAGUGUGAAUGAGUAUGUUUUCUCAACUUUGAUCAGUGGGUUGUUCAAAGAGGGCAAGCCUGAAGACGGGAUGAAGCUGUUUAAGGGAAUGAUAGAAAAGCGAUGUAAACUUAACACUGUUGUAUAUAGCGUUGUCAUAGACGGUUUGUGUAAAGAUGGAAAGGCGGAUGAAGCCUUAGAAAUUCUUUCUGAAAUGGAGAAUAAGGGUAUUGUGCCCAAUGCCUUCACUUACAGCUCUUUGAUGAAGGGGUUCUUUGAGAUAGGCAAAUCCCAUAAAGCCAUUGAAGUGUGGAAAGCUAUGGCAAAGGAAAAAUGUGUUGAGAAUGAUAUUUGCUAUAGUGUAGUGAUUGAUGGCCUAUGCAAGACUGGGAGUAUUGAAGAGGCAAUGAUUGUGUGGACACAGAUGUUGCACAAAGGAUGUAAGCCUGAUGUCAUCACAUAUAGUUCAAUGAUUCAUGGCCUUUGCUGCUCUGGCUCUUUGGAAGAUGCUCUAAAGUUGUACAAUGAGAUGCUAUGCCAAGAACCAAAUUCUCAACCAGAUAUUGUCACUUACAAUAUACUUUUUGAUGCUUUGUGCAAUCGGAGUAGUUUGUCUACUGCUAUUGAUCUUUUGAACAGAAUGUUGGACCGGGGGGUUGAUCCUGACGUUAUUACCUGCAACAUUUUCUUGAGAGCAUUGGGAGAGAAGAUAGAUCCACCUCAAGAUGGAACAGAGUUCUUAGAUGAACUCGUGGUUCGGUUAUUUAAGCGACAAAGUACCUUAGGGGCUUCCCAAAUUCUGGGAGUCAUGCUGCAAAAGUUUUUGUUGCCAAAGGCCUCUACAUGGGGAAUAGCUGUUCAGGAAUUUUGCAGACCAAAAAAAGUACAAGUAGCGAUUGAAAGGUGCCGGAACAAUGUAUAUGGAUUGGUAGGGUUGCGGAGGGAGUUGGAUGGACGAUUGAGAAGAGUGGCAAGAUAUGAAGUCCAUGCUCUGGUCAUUGCUGCAGUCGCCACCAUUCCCUCGAGCAGUAUGUUUCCUGCAAUGAUGAAUGCAGCCAAGUCUCCCAGCUCGAUUCUCAAUUCUGUGUUCUUCAGAAGCAGCAGCCAUCUUUUGCAGCUGCCUUUGGUGGGUCGUGUACGUCAGUACGUGGAUAGAGAUCUUGUAUCAUCUCCUCGGAAAACUGCAACAGAUCUCCACAAUGUUCACUCCUAGAUCACUUUUUAAUGAAGUCCCAAGUUUUCCAUCGAGUUGUUUCCUACAAUAAAAUAAUUUCUCAUGUUCAACUCUGAAUAGAGCAUCCCAUCUACAUAUGAGAAGCACAAUAGUCUGCUCUGUUGUGCAGGUUUGUUCAUAGCACUUGCAAGUUUUGCCAGCAUCGAGUAACACAAAGAAAUAGAUGUUCAGAUUCAAAUCAAAGAGGAUUGUGCCUGCCUGUGCGAGCUUUGGAAACUAAUGAUAUUGCAGGAGAGAGUAUUCCACUAUUCCUACUUUAUUAUGAGCAAUGCCAGUAUAACUGUACUCUGUCUCCAUUAGGACUAGCAUUCUAAGUUAAGCAACAAUAAUAGUUCCACAAGCUAACAAGUAACACAAUUUUUUAGGAACAAACGUGAUAAUUUAAGUGACCAAAUAUAUUAUUAGCUUAUUCUUGUA